This is a messenger RNA of Loxodonta africana (African savanna elephant), 11107 nucleotides long. RefSeq names its product SH3 and PX domains 2A (gene SH3PXD2A). Lineage: Eukaryota; Metazoa; Chordata; Mammalia; Proboscidea; Elephantidae. Gene Ontology annotation, cellular component: cytoplasm. The record is from RefSeq and is a predicted model, not a curated record. The transcript is spliced from 14 exons. Gene Ontology annotation, molecular function: phosphatidylinositol binding; protein binding. Bases 103 to 3459 code for a protein of 1118 amino acids.
GGUGGCGGGUGGCCCCGGGGACUUGGGAAACGGAGUAGCUGGAGCCUGGACGGGAUGAGAAGGUGACGCCGCCGGGGGGCGCCACUCGCUUUGUGGGGGAAGAUGCUCGCCUACUGCGUGCAAGAUGCCACGGUGGUGGACGUGGAGAAGCGGAGGAACCCCUCCAAGCACUACGUCUACAUCAUCAAUGUGACCUGGUCCGACUCUACCUCCCAGACCAUCUACCGGAGGUACAGCAAGUUCUUUGACCUGCAGAUGCAGCUUCUGGAUAAGUUUCCCAUCGAAGGUGGCCAGAAGGACCCUAAGCAGAGGAUCAUCCCCUUCCUCCCAGGCAAGAUCCUCUUCCGGAGAAGCCACAUCCGGGAUGUAGCUGUGAAGAGGCUGAAGCCCAUUGAUGAGUACUGCCGGGCACUUGUCCGGCUGCCUCCCCACAUUUCACAGUGUGAUGAAGUCUUUCGGUUCUUUGAGGCCCGACCAGAGGACGUCAACCCCCCAAAAGAGGACUAUGGCAGUUCCAAGAGGAAGUCAGGUGCCGACACCAACGCCGAGCCCAUGAUCCUGGAACAGUACGUGGUGGUGUCCAACUAUAAGAAGCAGGAGAACUCAGAGCUGAGCCUCCAGGCCGGGGAGGUGGUAGAUGUCAUCGAGAAGAACGAAAGUGGCUGGUGGUUCGUGAGCACCUCUGAGGAACAGGGCUGGGUCCCUGCCACCUACUUGGAGGCACAGAAUGGUACUCGGGAUGACUCAGACAUCAACACCUCCAAGACUGGGGAAGUGUCCAAGAGACGCAAGGCCCAUCUGCGGCGUCUGGAUCGCCGGUGGACCCUGGGCGGGAUGGUCAACAGGCAGCACAGCCGAGAGGAGAAGUACAUUACCGUGCAGCCUUACACCAGCCAAAGCAAGGACGAGAUUGGCUUUGAGAAGGGCGUUACCGUGGAGGUGAUCCGGAAGAAUUUGGAGGGCUGGUGGUACAUCAGAUACCUGGGCAAAGAGGGCUGGGCACCAGCAUCCUACUUGAAGAAGGCCAAGGAUGACCUGCCGGCACGGAAGAAGAAUCUGGCAGGCCCAGUGGAGAUCAUUGGGAACAUCAUGGAGAUCAGCAACCUGCUGAACAAGAAGGCAUCUGGAGACAAGGACACUCCACCAGCUGAAGGCGAGGGCUCCGAGGCCCCCAUCGCCAAGAAGGAAAUCAGCCUGCCCAUCCUCUGCAAUGCCUCCAACGGCAGCGCCCUGGGCAUCCCCGAGAGGACUGUCUCCAAGCUGGCCCAGGGCUCUCCAGCUGUGGCCAGGAUUGCCCCUCAGAGGGCCCAGAUCAGCUCCCCAAACCUGAGGACAAGGCCCCCACCACGCAGAGAAUCCAGCCUGGGAUUCCAACUACCGAAGCCGCCAGAGCCCCCUUCUGUUGAAGUGGAGUACUACACCAUUGCUGAAUUCCAGUCCUGCAUUUCUGAUGGCAUCAGCUUUCGGGGUGGACAGAAAGCAGAGGUCAUCGAUAAGAACUCGGGUGGCUGGUGGUACGUGCAGAUUGGUGAGAAGGAGGGCUGGGCCCCUGCAUCCUACAUUGACAAGCGUAAGAAGCCCAACCUGAACCGCCGCACGAGCACACUGACCCGACCCAAGGUACCCCCACCGGCUCCCCCCAGCAAGCCUAAGGAGGCCGAGGAGGGGCUGGUGGGCUCCAGCGAGAGCCAGGACUCCCCACUGAAGCUCAAGUACGAGGAGCCUGAGUAUGACAUCCCUGCCUUUGGCUUCGACUCCGAGCCAGAGCUGAAUGAGGAGCCCACGGAGGACAGCAGCUCGGGGGACAGGCGGCCCACCCAGCCCCACAGGCCCUCACCCGCCUCGUCACUGCAGCGGGCCCGCUUCAAGGUGGGUGAGUCUUCAGAGGAUGUGGCACUGGAAGAGGAGACCAUCUACGAGAACGAGGGCUUCCGGCCGUGUGCAGAGGACGCCCUGUCAGCCAGAGGCUCCUCCGGGGACAGCGACUCCCCAGGGGGCUCCUCGCUGUCCCUUGCCAGGAAAAAUUCCCCCAAGUCAGGCUCCCCCAAGUCCUCAUCACUCCUAAAGCUCAAGGCAGAGAAGAACGCCCAGGCUGAGCUGGGAAAGAACCACUCCACAGCCUCCUUCUCCUCCUCCGUCACCAUCAACACCACCUGCUCUUCCUCCUCCUCCUCCUCCUCCUCCUCCUUGUCCAAGAACAGUGGCGACCUGAAGCCCCGUUCUGCCUCAGACGCAGGCAUCCGCGGCACUCCCAAAGUCGGGACACGGAAAGAUGCUGACCUAAAGGCUGGCCUGUCCUCUUGUGCCCGGGCCAAGCCAUCGGUCCGGCCCAAGCCCUUCCUGAACCGAGCAGAGUCCCAGAGCCAGGAGAAGAUGGACAUCAGCACUUUACGGCGCCAGCUGAGGCCCACAGGCCAGCUCCGGGGAGGCCUCAGGGGCUCCAAGAGUGAGGAUUCAGAGCUGCCCCCCGUCUUGGCCUCGGAGGGUCCCAGUGAAGGGGCGAGGAGGGGCUCAGCUGACCUUAUCACUCUCCCCGUUGCCACCCCACCAUGUCCCACCAAGAAGGAGCAGGAAGGACUGGCCACCUCCUACAUGACGUGCAGUGCCUACCAGAAGGUGCAGGACUCAGAGAUCAGCUUCCCCGCAGGCGUGGAGGUACACGUGCUUGAGAAGUUGGAAAGUGGUUGGUGGUACGUGAGGUUUGGGGAGCUGGAGGGCUGGGCCCCUUCCCACUAUUUGGUGCUCGGCGAGAACGAGCAACCUGAGCCCCCUGGCAAUGAGCUGGACGCAGUAACCACCAAGAGCAAGCAGAACGAGGGCAAGUCAGACAGCUUGGAAAAGAUCGAGAAGCGGGUCCAGGCGCUGAACACUGUCAACCAGAGCAAGCGGGCCACGCCGCCCAUCCCUUCCAAGCCACCCGGGGGCUUCUGCAAGACCUCCAGUGCAGGGGUGGUGAAGAUGCGGAAUGGCGUGCGGCAAGCGGCAGUGAGGCCUCAGUCAGUGUUUGUGUCCCCGCCACCCAAGGACAACAACCUGUCCUGUGCCCUGCGGAGGAAUGAGUCCCUCACAGCCACCGACAGCCUCCGAGGUGUCCGCCGGAACUCCUCCUUCAGCACCGCCCGCUCAGCUGCCGCAGAGGCCAAGGGCCGCCUUGCUGAGCGGGCCGCCAGCCAGGGCUCGGAUGCACCGCUGCUAUCCACCCAGCGCAAUGGCAUCCCUGUGUCCCCUGUGCGCCCCAAGCCCAUCGAGAAGUCCCAGUUCAUCCAUAACAACCUCAAAGACGUGUAUGUCUCUAUUGCAGACUACGAGGGGGAUGAGGAGACAGCGGGCUUCCAGGAGGGGGUGUCCAUGGAGGUUCUGGAGAGGAACCCCAAUGGCUGGUGGUACUGCCAGAUCCUGGAUGGGGUGAAGCCCUUCAAAGGCUGGGUACCUUCCAACUACCUUGAGAAAAAGAACUGAGGGCCUCAGUGCGCUGCCGUAGCAACCCCAGUGGGUGGGCAGUGUGACAAAAGGGAAAGCGGGGGGUGGGGGGCAACAUUAAACCCUGUAGAUGUGCGACCUCAAAGAUGCCCCCUCCAGGCUGUGACCCCAGCCGGAAGGUGGGUGUGACGGGUCCACACUGAGCAGGGAAGGGAACAGGUGGGAAACAUGGGCUGGGCCCUGAGAACGCUGAGACCCAUGUGUGCACCUUGAUGACUUCACUGGAAGAUCACACCAUUUGGGAUCCGCCAUGUGGGAAACCCCAACUGUGCCUUGGCUGCAAAUCUGGAACAGAGGUGGCACAGGUGCCCUCCCCCCAAUGCCCUGCCCUGCUUUGCCCAGCUUCAGUUGCUGGCAUCUGGACUGCUGGAGGUAGCCCUUCUAUCGUCUUCAUCUGUGUCUUCUGAACUGUGCUGGGUUUCCCAGGAAUCGCCACCUCUGCCAUGGGUAUGUCAAGAUACCACUGGCUCCAGGGCGUGGAGGGCUCCUGUGAGCUCAGCCUGUCCGUGGGCCAGGCCACUGUCAGUGUCUGUUAGGCUAAAGAAAAAGUCAUUCCCUUCCUUAGCACUCCCCACCCCGGCCCUUGGCAGGGCCCCCACGGAGGACACACUGGGCACCAGAGCUUACAGAGAGGGAGGGGAGCCCUUGGUCUGCUCGCAGUCUGCAGACUUGAUUUUGGAUAUCUCCGGGUGGGCAGUUCCUUUGCAUGUUUUGGGAGAAGGUUAUUGAUUUGGAUCUUAUACGUUUGGCCGUUGCUUUUGGUCUUAUUUUAGGGGUUGUUUGGGGGGCUAAGGGUGGUCACUUUGGGGAAAGGGUGGGUCGUGGUUGGGGCUUUUCUGUUGUACUCUUGUGGGGGCUGUUUUGUUUGUUUGGUUUCAUGUUAUUCCCCCUUCACAAGCCAGAGUCGUUGAUUCAGUUUCCCCUGUGUAGACAGUAGGGAGCAUGGUGCUCACCAGAGGGCUGGGGCUGGACAGGCCCGAAUCCCAGACUGGGUGAAGCCUUGGUGGGGCAACAGCCCUCACCGGAAGGGAGGAGGAUGUUGUCCAGGAGCCAGAUUUUAAGUGAGAAAGCACCCCUGGGCUGUUGGGCAGCAGCUGCUCUGAGUGUGCUCUGCAGCCUGACCAGGUCCAGAAACCUUACAGGUGCAGAGAAGCAGCCGUCAUGGCCACCCUGGGCUGAGGGGUCCAGCUGGCCCUCUGCGCUGGCCUGGAGCCCACACCAGCAGCCACCACCUCCGGCCUGCUGGUGAUGCCGCAGGUGCCCAAGAAGGAUUCACAAGCCAGGAGCCAACCUGGUCUUCCCAGGGGGUGGUGCCCCAAGCGAAGAGAGAAACGAAAGAAUAAAGUUUCCCACAGGUCCCAUGUUGACUUUGGGUUAUGUUUUUGAAUUGAUGAUGUUCCAGAGGGUACACGUCAGAAGCUGCACUGGCUUCCCAAGGAUUCCCCUUUGCUGGGAGUGGAUUUCCACACGUGCCUUUGACUUCAGACAGGGCAGGCUUCAUAGCCGAGACUCAGCUGCCAGAAUUCCUGGACUAAGGGUUGGUGUUUUCUACAAAGGAGGAAAAGCCUUCCUUCCACCCCUGCUCCUCGGCCUGAAGACAAGCAUGGGACCCAGAGUCUCUGUGCCUUCCAGGCCCUGCCUUCCUCCCAGACCCCAGAGGCCUUGCCUACGGUCUCCCACGUGUCCUCGCCCCCGUCAUACACUGAUGCCCGGCAGCUGUAGCGAACUGCUCGUGUUCUCUGUUGAAGGGCCGUGGUGAGAUUAUUUGGUUUUAUUUGUGGGUUUGUUUAAAAAUUGAAACUAGUUAUUUUCUUCUGCUGGACAGUAUUAAAUAGAGCCGGAUGUUGAGUUAAUCUGCUAGAUUGCAGUACUAAUGGUAGCGGUGUAAUGUCUUCAUAGUAAUAUUAUUUUGACUUAGUUGAACAAUAAUGAUAAAGAAGUGGUUCAUUACUUUUUUAAUUAAUGCACUUUAGUAAGGUGGAAUGGAAAGAAACCCAGAGAGCAAAGUGCAUUACUUAAAGAUGCAGUAUAUACUUCUCAUUUUUAAACAGCACAUAUUUAUUAAAAGAAAAAAAAAGUAAUUUAUGAUUAUUUAAAAUAAAAUUUAAAAGUAGAGUGACUGUUGGGUUAAAGGACCUUCCACAUAGUUACCUUCCAGGGGGAGGGCCCCGGCGGCCUCAUUCCUCAAAUGUCUGCACUGAGCCAGUUCAAUCAUUAGUGCGCCAGCCAGGCCAGGGAGGGGUGCAGGACAUCUGCCGAGCACAGAGCAUCUCAGUCGGACUGGACCACGUGAUGCCAGGAGCCUGCCUUCCCUGCCCCUCCUCUGCCCCAUGGGGCCCUCCACCACCCAUGAGGCCUGUGUUCACCUGGCCCCCCAAGGACCCUCUCCUUCAUCCUCAGUGCUCUAAGUGAUAUUAAAAGGCAGGACUGGACAGGACCUCAAAGGUCACUCCAUCCCAUCCUCUCCUAUUACUGCAGCCCAAUGACAAGAAAUGACUUGCCCAAAGUCACACAGCUACUUAAUGGCAAACCUCCCCCCUGCAUAAAUCCUUGCACACGCACACCCCCCUCCCGCCCCCUUCAUAGUUUAUUGUGUGGUCAUCGUGUUUACAUUGUGACAUCCAGCCCUAAGGAUGGCUGGGAGUUGCUCAGGCAUCCAGGACAAGUGGGGAAUGCUGCCACCUGGUGACAGCAUGUAGAUUUGGGUGGUAAACAGGGAUUGCCAUGCCCCAGUCUUCACACCUCUCUCCCUCACUACACCCCCUAACUGACAGCACAGCACACACCCUGCCAACCCAAAGAGAAUAUUAAUACUUGAAGCAAGAAGGGUGUGUGCCAGUCCCCCCGACACAGCAUGGCUAGGGGAUGCUAGGCCCUGUGCGCCUGACUCCUAGCCCUGCCCAGGGCAGAAGGACCUUUCCCUAGAGCUACUGAGCUGCUUUGUGAUGUAGGAGGGUACAGCAGCUGGUGGAGGACGGAGGGGGCCUGUGGCUCUGACCCAUCUGGAGGAAAACCAGAUCGGCCUCAAAAAGGAAAAGAAAAAUGAAAUCUCAGCAGUGUCCGAACCUAGUUUCCCAUUAGUUGCAAUUGAAAAUGUGAAAUGACAUUGUAUUGCUGUAUACUGCAACUUUAAUCCUAAUGAGCCCUUCUGAGGUCAUUAUUGAGGUUCAUAUAAUGCCCGAAGAUGCAUUAUCUGGUGCUUUGUUUUUCUUCCAGUUUAAAGAUCUUUUUCUUUUUACUCUGAGGGGAAAAAAAUGUCUUCAUCUCUCUCCCACCUCGUUCCUCUUUGUAACAGCUGGCCUGGCUGGGCUGCCUGACAUCCCCCAUGCUGUUCCCACCCAAGGGACCUUGGGGACAGCCCCUGAGCAGCAGGUGGGCCGUCUGACCCGGGGAGUUUUCCCCAAGCCCACCUUGCCCUGCCCUAGCCUGAACCCAAAGCCUUCUUCUUCCUCCUGGAAUCUGUCCUGACGAAGGCAUUAUAUGGAAUCGUUUUAAUUACUUUCAGAUGUUAGAGCAGCGUAUUUUACUGGCAUUUAUAUCCAUCGCUUUCCUCAGCAAGGCAUGUUACUACUUUUAUCAUCUAAGGAAAAAAGACAAGGGAAUUUUGGUCAAGCAUUAUUUUCAUAUUACUAAUAUUUGCAGAGUAGGCGUAGAACUAUUUAAGUUUAGACCUUGAUUUCGUAGUUUGUUUUGUUUCUAAGGGGGAAAAAAAAAGAUAAAAAUAACCCCUACUCCUGUUUUUGUUUUGUUUUUGUAUUUAACAUAUUAUUUGUUUAAGGUUACUCACUUCUUCACCCCCCCCCGCCCCCAAAAUACUUUGCAUUCUCAAUCGGAAAAUGAAAACAAUCUGAGAGACAGGAAAAGUGCAAUAUUAUCAAGAGGGAUGCCAGGGCUUGUUAGGAACAGCGGAGGAAGGCAGGCAGAGGGGCCACUGGGAAGGAGUGUAACUGGAGCAGAUGGGUGGGCUUUUGAUCUCUUUCCCCCCUUCCCCUUCCCUGGCAAGAUGGUAGAGGUUGCCACCAGAAGGUGGCCCCGUUUUUCUGUUGGGUGUUAUCCACUCAGAGAAAGGGGUUCAGGGAAAUAGCAUGGGACCUCUGGACCUCCCGGGGCCCUAGCCCCGGACAGAGCGAGGACAUCCAAGAACCGGUCUGUGUUUUCAUUUCAGCUUUACAGCCAGCUGCUUAGAAAGAUCUGUCCCAAAUUUACUCCCAGCAGCCCUCUCUCACCCCAGUCUCCCAGUGUUUGGGCCAUGAUCCUUUUGAUAUAUCUUUAAAUCUUUCCAAAACUAAGUAACCUCAGUUCAGUUUAUGGGCAGGCACCCUAGAUGUAACCAAAUUCCCUCGGGGGAGGGUAGGAGCCUUGAGCCCUAAGUACCACAGUGAGACACCAGCUUGCACAGGCCUGCAGCAGGGCCUGGUGCUGAGCUUGGGCCGUCAAUCAUCUCAACGACUUCAGCCCGAGGAGUGAGCCCUGCUGCCUCUGCCCAACCCCCAGACAGUCCCCAGAAGGCCUUGGAGAAGAGUCUGCCCAGGUCCCUCUGCAGACAGAGCUUCCCACAACAGGUACCAAGCCGGCUUCCCUCCUUGGCACCGGCUGAGAAAGCGGCAGGAUGGGAAGUCUCCUGUGGGUCCCCACCCUUGGAGCUCUGUCCCUCAGGACUACCGGGGCAUCCUUGCUGGCUUGUCCCCUCCACCUCCAGUACUGUACGCUUGCUGCUCCAACCCCUCCAUUUGGUGAAUUUCUGUACAGAUACAGAUCUGUAUGCCCAGAGCAGGACUGUGCCCCUGUGUGGCUCUCUCUCCUUGGAGUACUUACAUCUGUAUAUCCUUGAGAAUCUCGAUGCAGAGCUCUCUGGAAAGAGAACCGUCCACAUUGCUAAAGAAUUACGAUUCCCUCACUUUUUUGAGGGCCAUGUGUUGAGAGUGUGUAUGUGUAUGUGUGCAUGUGUGUGUGCACACGCACGUGUGUAUGAGUGUUGGCGAUUUCCCACUUAAACUAAAUAAUAUGGGGUUAGAGGAAAAAAACACCGGGCAAGCUGUCUCCACUGAAUGAGUCCUUGGCAUUGGGCAGGUCCCAUGGGACUCACAGCUUCUGGCAUCAAGUGUAUGUGUGAUUCGCACACAUAAUUCUGGCUGGAGAGUGCAAUGUGUCUUUUUUUUUUUUUGUAAUUAUUUUAUUAAGUAUUUAGUUGGAAACUUCACACUGGCAUUAACAGAUCUAGCAGAAGCAGCCUAGGCCAUUGUCCCUGCCUCCAAAAUGAAGAUGUGGAAGAGAGAUGCUGUUGGGUGGGCGAUGCUGUUUUAGUUGGGUCACCCACCUGCAGAUGUGUUCUCUAGCAGGCCGACUCCCACCUGUUACUGUACAUGUCAUCAGUGUGACAAUCCCCAUAAAGUAAAAGAGCUCUGACCUCUUGGUUCUAGUAUUUCUGAGACUGGGGCAGGCUGGUCGGGAUGAGAGCCUGCUCCUGUGAGCCCAGCAAGACUCAUGCCUGUGCAUACAUAAACACUAUAAUCUGUAGACCACAGGGCCAGCUGGACAUUUAAUGGGAAUACUAUGGAGCCCUCCCCUAACCACCCCACCCCCACCCCCAGACCCUACUGAACAUUUUGGCUAACCAUCAUCCCUGUUUGGUGCAGCCUCAUGCCUGUGGUUCCCAAGCUCUAUGGUCAGAGCCAGUGAGAGGACAAGAUCAGUAACCUAUAGCCUCUUUUCAGGAAAAACAGCCCUCUGAUUUUAGUUUCUUUCCCACUUUGUCCUGCCACACCUGGGUGUCCUGGCCCGAAGUUGGGCAUAUUGGCACUUACAGACCCUGGACUGGGUGGAGGGCUGUACUUUUCAAGGCCUUGAUCCAGGUUUGGAAUUACCAUGCAACCCUCCCACAAUCUUUAAUCUUGAGUUUGCACUUGACCUUGACAAUCAGUCCUCUCCCUCAUUCAAACCCUAGAACUUUGUGGCCUUAGAGAAUGGGGUCCCAUGUUGAUGGUCCCGGUCUUGCUCCCAAUUCCAUCCUGGCUAAUGGGCUGGGCCUCCUUAAGAGAGGAAGGCUUGCUGUUUCAGAGCAGAGGGUUGAUUGAGCAUGUUGGAGGUGAGCAAGAGGCAUGUCAGUGAGAUGAGUGUGUGGACGUUUGGGGUGGCUGGGGCUUACCGUCCCUUUACUGGGAAGGAGGCUUCCAGAAGAGGUUGUCUUCUGGGCAGGAAAGAGAUGGUGUGAGAAGGCUUGGAGAGGGUUUGGAAUUUUGAGUUUUGUCUUUGUUAAGAAGAAGGAGUAAGUCAAUUCUGAGUGUUUCAUGAAGGAGAGGAGAGCAGGUUGGCUGGAAUUUAGCAAUUCAACACCCAGGGGUCCAGCCACAGCAGGUUGGAAAGGCCUCCAAAUUUGGCCAUACAAUCAGCUAGCCAGAGAAAACUGCUACACACUGGGCCACAAACUGGGUCCUCAAUGGAUGGCCACUGAUUUAUGUAGUGGAGAGGGCCAGUCAGCAACAACCCAUCAAUCUUCAUCAGAGUUUGGAGACCUUGGCUCGAGAACAUGUAUCUAUGUCCCAGGUUCCCAGCUGGUUUUCCCUACGCAUUGACUGUCCAAUCCAGAGCCAGAUCCUCAAAGUUGUUUGAAUCAGAGACCCAGUCACCAUGAUGCAGUAGGGACCCACCAUUUUCAGACUGGAACCUCGGGGCCCAGGCUCCUUCAGGCAGAUGUGGGAGGAAGGCAACCUCAUCUGUUGUUCUGUUAGUACCAGCUGUUCUCAAGGUUAAUAACUUGUGGUUCAUCAGUGUGCUGAGCCUGCCUCCCUGGUGUGAAUUAGAAGACCUGGUGAAAUGCAGACUCAUCCAUGGGCAUACCCUUUCCUUUUGUAGUGGCCUAUAAUCAAGGCACACUCUUAAGAGUUUUGCUUUGGAGACAGAGGUGUAAACGGAGCCGCUGUUCUUGAAUUUGCAAUUUCUUAGCUCUGCAACAGUUUUCCUUUAAUCCAGGACACAGGAUGGAAAGUGGGGUUCACUGCCAGUUAUCAAGAGGUCUGCAGGAAGGUGGGCUUAUGAAUGAGGCAGGUGUGAGUGGCAGGUCCCCGAAGCAUGGGUGUGUGGACUGCAUGGCUGGAUGUGAACUAGUGAAUGCCUCUGGGGCUCCAGAACUUUGGGGAAUUCCUCAUGGUGUCCACUUGACCCUUCCCAGCUUCUAGCAGCUCGGUGUGGUCAGAACGGACCAGAGCUCCAUGAGGUCAGGAGGAUCCCUACCUCCAGGGUGUUCCCUCUUCCCCUUCAGUAGGGAAACUGGAGAAAAUGCCAUCGGGUUCAAUGUGGUCAAUUUGAGUGCUAAAAAAUUUCUAGGACCAAUGGUGGUGCUAAACUAUUUCCAUGUUUCUAAUAUUUUUAAGUGAUUUUUUUUUUUUUUUUAAUCUCAUCACAAGAAUGCAGCAUCCUUGGGGAACGACACAGCCCCUUGGCCUGCCACUUCCCAGGUGUCCUUUAUCACUUUGACGGGACUCUUUGGUCUGCAGAAAAUACUCUGUCUUGGCAUGCUUCUAGACUGUAAGAUUUGGGUUGUUUUGUUUUAUAUUUUGUUUAUGUUUACAUGCAUCGUAUAUUUCCCUGAAAACUAAAUAAAGUUUUUGGCCUUUUUAACUGAAUAGAA